Molecule: messenger RNA, 3167 nt
Organism: Anguilla anguilla (European eel)
Lineage: Eukaryota; Metazoa; Chordata; Actinopteri; Anguilliformes; Anguillidae
Product: G protein-activated inward rectifier potassium channel 3-like
Exons: 4
Coding region: 460-2163 (567 amino acids)
Biological process (GO): regulation of monoatomic ion transmembrane transport; potassium ion import across plasma membrane
Cellular component (GO): plasma membrane
Molecular function (GO): inward rectifier potassium channel activity
Source: RefSeq, a predicted model, not a curated record
GAAACAGCACAGAUCUCUGACAUACAGACUCAUUCACUGUGUAACUGAGCAUGGCUCCUUCUAAAGAUACGGCAGUACCCUUGUUACCACUAGGUGGUGAUAAGACUAGCAGAGUGAAUGCAUUCUUGGCCUGACAUUAAGCGUUGACCUGAACCAGAGUUGUUUGAUUUAGCAUCCUAGUUCAUACUCUCCAAUCAAAAGUAAAUAUGCGCAUAAUACUUGUUAACAAAUGUGGCGUGUAGGCCUACCACAUAUCAACAUUACUAGAUUUAUAGUUUCAAAGUUUGUAUUGCCAGGCACUGAGUUUACGGUGAAUAUUUAGAUUUAAGAUCAUACAUUAUGGAGAGGAUAAAUUCCCGCAAACGCAAUACCGAACGGAUUUGUGGUUUUACUAGCGAAGAGAAUCCGAAAGAGGACUUCGCAGCAGAGACUUGACUGGAACCCCAUGAUGCCCGGUAUAUGCAAGCGAGGAGCCCUGUAGAGGACCCCCCAGCCAUGAUGUCCACAGAGGUCCACAACCGUGCGGCCUUGCAGGAGGCCCAGAGCAGGAGGCAGCAGCUCCGCCGGAACUCAGUGCCCCCGGUCCGCACCCUCAGAGCCAAACACCUCCUGGCCUACCUGCCCGGACCUGCCCAACACUCACCCCACCCGUACAUGGAGAAGGCUGAAUCCAAAGUGGUUACCAAGGCAGCAGCACCACCCUGUUUGUGGGAAGCCCCUGCUGCCCAUGAAAAUGGUAGUUCCCGCGAAACCUCCCCUCCUCAGCCACGACCUCCGACCCCUCAGCAGCAGGAAGAGCUCUGUGAGGUCAGCGCCGGGGCGUGUCCGGGGAAGUCGCGGCGCUACCGCAAGCGGCUCAGCUCCCGGUGGCGCCUCUCUGGCGCCCCCCGUGGCGAGUGCAGACCAGACGGGAAGGCGCCGUCCAUCUUCUCCUUUUCCAGGCCCCUCGGGGCCCGCCACGGCCGCCCGCGGGGGCAGCGGUACGUGGAGGCGCUCGUGGGCAGCGGGAGCCGCCACCUCGGCCCCGAGGGGGAGCAGCGGCAGCGCUACGUCACCAAGGACGGAAAGUGCCGGGUCAACCUGGGCGCCAUCGACGGGCGCGCCCGCUUCCUGUCCGACGUCUUCACCACCCUGGUGGACCUGCGGUGCCGCUGGUUCCUGCUGGUCUUCACCGUCUGCUACGUCGCCACCUGGGUGGCCUUCGCCCAGAUCUACUUCCUGGACGCCUGGCUGCGGGGCGACCUGGCGCACGCCGGGGACCCCGCCUGGGCGCCCUGCUACCAGAACGUGGACGGGUUCCUCUCCGCCCUCCUCCUGUCCGUCGAGAGCCAGAUGACCAUCGGCUACGGCCACAGGAUGGUGACGGCCGGCUGCGCGGAGGGGGCGGCGCUGCUCAUGGCCCAGUCCAUCGUGGGCUCCGUCAUCGACGUGCUCAUGAUGGGCUGCAUGUUCGUCAAGAUCUCGCGGCCGCAGAAGCGGGCGCAGACGCUGGUCUUCUCCCGCCGCUGCGUGGUGUCCCAGCGCGACGGGCGCCUCUGCCUCAUGUUCCGCGUGGGCGACCUGCGGGAGAGCCACAUGGUCGACGCCAAGAUCCGCGCCCGGCUCGUCAGGUCCCGGCUCACCGAGGAGGGCGAGUUCGUCCCGCUGGAGCAGUCCGAGAUCAACCUGGGCUUCGACACGGGCGCCGACCGCCUCUUCCUGGUGGAGCCCCAGACCAUCACGCACGUCAUCGACAGGGCCAGCCCCUUCUGGGAGACCAGCGCCGAGACUCUGAAGAGGGACAGGCUGGAGGUCAUCGUCAUCCUGGAGGGCAUAGUGGAAGCAUCAGGCAUGACUUGUCAGGCCAGGACCUCGUACACAGAAGAUGAGAUUUUGUGGGGACAUCGCUUUGAGUCCUGCAUGACCAAGGAGAAGGGGGCUUUCCAGGUUGAUUACAGCACCUUCGACAAGACUUUCCCUGUCAAGACCUGGUCCCACAGCGCUAAGGAGAUGCAGGAGAGGAGAAGGAGCGAGAGGUCAGAUCUCAGCUCCUACUGGAACAUUGUCUCUGACGCCCACCCAUCCGAGACUAGCGAGCAGCUCUGGACUGAGGAAAGAGCUGGAGCUAGCGCAGAUAUCCACAGCAGGGACUCUAAGGCCUGUGACGUGUAUGCCAGAGUAUGAGUGCAUGCUUAAAUAUGAAUCAUAAACACCUUCGAAAUUUCACAUCACACAUUAUUUUUCCUGAGGCUAGUUCUGUUUUAUGAAUGUUACAUUAGAUUAGUUUUUAUUAGUUUAAAUUGAUUCUUGCAUGAUACAAGCUGCUACAUAACCAGCUUAAUUACAAUUGCCGUCUUUCCCUCAUGAAUGUGUUUCUACCCAGUUGCACAUUCGAUUACUAACUAAACACUAGCUGAAAAUGUGAUGUUUUGAGGUCAUGUCUGUUGGUUUUUUAAUUGUAAAUUUGAGUGCUCAUUUUCCCUCCACCAGUAGCGGGUACCCCUGCAUAUAUUGACCACACAGACACCUCUUUUUUGCAAGUUUAAGCUUUCUGGAUCUGCAUGCUUUCUGAACCCCACCAACAUGACCCAGCCAUUAUGGGCCAAUAUGUGAAAUUUAUCUGGGAUUAGUGUUCAUGGGCAUAAUGUGUCUUUACACCAAACUUUGUGCACACUGGCCUGAACUUCACAAACUCCUGUCCCAUAAAUUAAGCUGCAAUCCUCCAAAUUAGUUCUGCUUUUCCAUUUCUAAGAUUCACAGGGACAGCCACUGAGGUCAAAACUGAAUGGCCAAUUGCUACUCAGAAUAGCGUGCGUGUGAGGGGGGGGUGAGAACGUGGGCCGGGGGAUUUUCUCGGAUUAGCUCACAGCAGAAAGAUUUCAGGAAUGUCUCCGCACAUUUAUCAUCCCUCACCUGGACCCUCACCUGGUCCCUCUUCACCUGGGUAAUCCCCUGCCGUACAGUACAUGCACUGCCAUGCUCACACUGUGCGGAGGGAGAGAGACUCAUCUCCGAAUCAAAGGCUUGUCUCAGAAAGCAGACAGCUGGAGUUACCUGGCAGGCAUUGCCAUACCCAUGAUCCCCUUCUCACUGUGGGCUGUAUGGAGUCAUUUUUGUACAUAACACCACUAUUUAAAAAUGCUGAUCCCAAUUUUCAUCACAUUUUUAAUAGGAUAAUUUGAUGGUCA